Messenger RNA from Scylla paramamosain (green mud crab), 2635 nucleotides. Its product is annotated as protein OS-9-like. Gene Ontology annotation, biological process: retrograde protein transport, ER to cytosol; endoplasmic reticulum unfolded protein response. The transcript is spliced from 16 exons. Bases 49 to 2487 code for a protein of 812 amino acids. Gene Ontology annotation, cellular component: endoplasmic reticulum lumen. Lineage: Eukaryota; Metazoa; Arthropoda; Malacostraca; Decapoda; Portunidae. The record is from RefSeq and is a predicted model, not a curated record.
GCAGGAUGGGCGGCAGUGGUGGUUGUUGUUGGUGAUGGCUGUGUCAGGAUGGCCGGUGGCGCGCUUCAUCUAGUGUUUGUCUCCCUAUUUACGCUUGUUCCUGCCCUUCACACGACCCUUAAUGUCGACGAAAUAAAUUCCGUUCACUAUGCGGUCGAUAUACUCCAUAAACCCGUGAUAAAAGACCAGGUGAGAGAGGGGGAAGUGAUGGCCAUGGUGAACAAGUAUGGCCAAGAGUACCUCUGCUUUCUGCCCGCUGUGGUGCCCCUGCAUUCCGAGUACAAGCACGACGACGACAUUCUGGAUCAGCUGGUGGACAUCUCAGUCCUUCUGAAGCCCAUGGAGACUGCACCGUGCCUCAUCAAAACUGUUGACUGGUGGACUUAUGAGUUCUGCUACAGCUCAGUCAUCAAGCAAUACCACCUGGAGGAUAACAAAGCCUCAGGCCCAAUCAUCAUUUUGGGUAAAUAUGAGUCUGAGUACAACUGGAAAAACAGCUCUGAGACCAAAAAUCGUCUGCAGAGGUUUCACAGCCAGUUCUACGUUAAUGGCACCAAGUGUGACCUGACAGGGGAGCCUCGCAGCACUGAAGUGCGGUUCCACUGCGAGGAUGGUGUUGGUGACUACAUUCAGCGAGUGGAUGAACCCGAGUCUUGUCGCUACGUGGUGACUGUGGCCACCACCAGGGUGUGCCACCAUCCAUAUCUGAGGCUGCAGGUAGCACGCUCUCCCCACAUUAUCACCUGUGCACCAGCCCUCACUGAAGACCAGUACAACAAAUACAUUCUGUACCAAGAGAAGAAACUAAAAGAGGAACAAGAAGUGGAAAAGAAACUAUUCCAGCAAAAUGCAGAGAUACUCAAAGAAACGGAGAUAGAAGAUGGGUCAUCACUCCUUCAGCCAUCCUCCAGUGAAGGUGAGCAGGAAGAUGAGGAUGAAGAUGACAACCUGAAGAUGAACAUUAAAAUCUUCCGGAUGUCCCCCACAAACAAACACAAGACCAAGCACAUUCGAGAAAACAAGGAGGAUCUGGUGGAGGUGGAGACCCAGAUCACUCUAGAGGAGGAAGCUGAUACCCACCUCAAAGCAGAAGACAUGAAGGUGCCAGUAGGAUCAAAGGAGGGAAUGGGAGGUGCAGCAGAAGGGGAAGGUACUGGUGGAAAUACUGAUGGGGAGGAGAUUGUCAAGAAGUUGGGGGACACUCUUGGGGGUAGUAUGGGAGGUGACACCCAUGGCCUCAUGUCCAACCUCAAGCCUCAUAAGCUGCUGCAGCUCCUGGAUCCUACAGAGCCUUAUAUUACUGAGAAUGAGGAGCUUGAGGAAGAGAAUGAAGGUGAGAAUGGACUGGAGGAAGAGAUUGAUGAAGAAGAGGAUGAUGAUGAGGAUGAGGAGAGAGAAGUAGGUCUAGAGGAUAUGGAGGCACUAUGGCAAGCCUCCAAGUCUACCAAGAGGGAUCACUUCUCCAAGCUGCAGAAAAGACUUCGUCAGCUUGGAAAAAUGUUCAUUAAUCAAGGCACAACAGGAGCCAGAGAUGCUGAGACCGACAAAAUAGCUGAAUUUCGAAAAAUGGUGGACAACAUCAAGGAGGGCCACAUCAAGCAGUUGGAGCGAGAGGUGAAUGACUGGAAUCACAAAAUCCUCAGUAAGGAGGGAGUGCAGGAAACCGAACAGGCACUGGAAGAGGAAGAGCAGAGGUUGGGGACAGCACUCUCCUCUGUUAUGAAGGCUCUUGAUGUGGCUGAAGAAAAACUUUCUAGGGUGAAGAAGGAGAUGGAGGUUCUGGAAGACUAUCUUGAUCGUCAGUUAAAAGAGAUGGAGAGCACAGUAUCAGAGGAGUCCAAGCCCUCCACCCAAGCUGAGUCCACCCUUCAGGACCAGGCAGACCAGGACUCAGAGGGCCCCAUGGAAGGGAUGCCCCCUUCCCCUCACAGUUCAGAGGAACCCUUAAAAGUAUCAUCAUCCUCUCCUUUUCCUGCCUCCUCCUCCUCCGCUCGCCUCUCAGGUGGAGGUACUCCUCACCCUCUCUUCACAACACCCCGGGAGAGGCUCAAUAAGCGCAGAGGCCGCAAGCUUCCGCGCACUAAUAUAGAAGUCUCAGAGACCAGUUCCAGGCACAGCAAGGAAGAGGCUGACAAGGUGGAGGGAGACAGCCAGCAGAAGCGACUCACCAAGGUUAGGAUGGAGGAUGAGUCCCAAAAGACCAAGCUGGAGCAGACCAUCAAGGAUAAACUGCAAAAGCUGGGCCAUGAAAAAAUAGGAAGGAAGUUUGAAGUAAAAAUACUGACUCCAAACUCCCUUGAGGAUGAGGAUUCCACAAAUGCCAUGCUUUCGCAGGAGGAAGUGGAAGCCUUCCAGAAUAUGAUAGUAAAUCUGCUUAGUGCAAAUGCUGAAGAAUUAGAAGAAAGAGAAAACCACAGGAAACUUGAGAAGAAUUAUGGGUUUGUUUGGGAUGAAAGUCAACUAACAGAAGAGGAUGAAGAAAAAUAAUAUCAAUGUGUGUGUGUGUGUGUGUGUGUGUGUGUGUGUGUGUGUGUAAGAAUAUGUUGUGAAGCCAUAGACAUUGCAAGUGGCUUUUGUGAUACACAGUGCUUGGUGAAAGUGAACUGUUGUGUACAUCGUGAAACAGAUUCAACUU